Messenger RNA from Cetraspora pellucida, 306 nucleotides. NCBI's taxonomy places the organism in Eukaryota, Fungi, Glomeromycota, Glomeromycetes, Diversisporales, Gigasporaceae. The record is from the annotation of a GenBank genome assembly.
AUGUCAUAUUCACCAAAUAGUAAACCAAAUAAAAGCAAUAACCAAGAACAAGAAGAAAAACUAGUUGGUAAAGGCAAACAAAAAGCUACUUCUUCUACAAGUAAAAACAACAAGGUAAAAAAUAGCAUGAUAUGUGCAAUGAUAAAUACAGAAAACAACAAACAAACAGAUACAGAACAUGUGCAUAUUAUACAUAAUAUAAUUGAUACACAAGACAAUAUUAUCAAUAGUACAACAUCAGAUGAUAUAAAUAACAAACUAGCUAAUAACAAAUCCAUACAUUGUCAGAUUUAUUCUCAAACCUAA